CAGCAUCGCGAGACCCACACACACUCUCACUCAUAGCAUCAUCACUGCUCUGCUGCACCACAGAGAGAGGCACACUGAGCAUUCACCCUCUUUCUCUCUCUCUCUCUGCUCCUUCCUCUACUGCGCACUCUCUCUCUGUUCACCUUGGCUGCUGGGUGGUGUGGAGUUAUUGUUGCGUCAGAACCAGAGAGAUCCAGAGACAGCCAUGCCGGGGGAGAGCUCUCAAAGAUCUGUCCCCAAAGAAAGACAUCCGGAGCUUGGAGCAGAGCAUACAGGCUUGCCUGAACCAGACAUGACCAGACAUGCCUCCACUGACUCCACUCCUAGUGACAGUGGCUCCACCCCUAGUGACAGCGGCUCUAGUCCCUCCCCCAGCACCCCUCAGAAGCUGCUCCCAUCAUGCACCUCUCCCUUUGGGCCGCGGCUGGUCCGAGCCACGCCCAGCUCGUCCGCGACCCCGCGACCCCAGCCUGAAGGUUCAGACCGUCGCCACAGUAACACGAUCCGGCUUAGCGGGACGUUUGGAGGUCACGGACCCUGUGGACGCCGCAGCGGACCUGUGAAGAUGGAGAGAAUCAAGGUCCUGAUGGGCUCAGAGGUGGAGAGCGACUACAAGGAACCAGAGAACAUGGACACACGGGUGGUGAUGGGCCAGGAGGCCCUGCUCAGGACCAAGAAGACCCUGACAGGGAAGUGCCCUUGCAGGCAGAGCAGCCAGGCGAUACCCCUGCCCGGAGGCCCAGUCUUGGAGGUCCCUAACCCUCCCUCAGAACCACAGGCAGAGGCUGGGGAAAAGGCCCAACUGGACACAGGGCAGGAGAGAGACAAUUCACCUCUGACCCCAAAGAUGGAGCAAGAGCAGGAGAGAAUCCCUGUCCUGCCCGUUAGCCCUCUCCUCACCCCUCUCCUAACCCCCCUCAUCCCUGCCUCGCCUCCCUCCUCAGAGCCAGUCACAGUGGAUGUUAGUUUGACGGGCAGCUCAAGCCCUUUGGAGGCAGGGCUGUCUCCCUAUGGUGAAAUGCCUUUUGUAUGUGCCAUGUAUGCCAUGCCCUCCCUGUCCGAGCCAGCCUAUCCCCCUGCUAUCCUGUCCUUCACUGAGCCGGCCUAUGCCGUGGACCCUCUGAGAGUGGGAGUUCCCUCAUCCCUGGAUCCUGACCUGUACUACACCGCCCCCUCCACCCCCAUCAAGAUGGCUGCUCACCCCUCACACCUCAAACAUCGCUCUUACCCCGGCUCUCCAGCCUCUCCCCUCUCACAAAACUCCCCCUCAGACAGCGAGGACCUGUGCUCCCCCCUCACCUCCCCCUCUGGCUCCUACGUCACGGCGGAGGGGGGCAGCUGGACCUCUUCCACCUCCCCCUGCACCUCCCCCAAUCUGCUCCUGGCGGAGGAGGUGCAGGAGGCACCUGCAUGCUUUGUCAGCUCGCUGUCCGAAAUCGGAGAUGAGGUGGGAGAGGAUAGGGGAGCAGUAGGGGAGAGGGCAGAGGAGAAGGGAGAAGGAGCAGCAGAGUGGCGGUUCUGCCUCUAUAAGGGUCUAGCAGAGACUGUGAUCCUGGAGGAGGAGGAGGUGCUGAGAGGGGAGGUGAGGGGGAGGGGGAGUGAGGAAGCGACAGUCUCAAGAGGUAGCUGUCGCCCCCGCUGGGUGACAGAGGACACUUCCCCAUUGAGGAGCAGCAGCGGCAGAAGCACUGACUCCCAGGAAGAGGGAGGGGAGUCGGAGGGCUCGCUCUGCCCAGCAGAGGAUGCUCUAGCUGGGGGACAGCAGUACUCUAGUCCCCUGCUGCAAAGAGGCCUGGAGCUGGAGCUGCAGGCCUGUGUGGCUGAGGAACUUUACCCUCCCAUUACCAACCCAGAGGAUGGAACAGGCUCCCCACGGUUGACCUCCAUGUCCUUCCCCUUCGCCCCAGACAUGGGGAACCUAACCCAUCACACCUCCAGUGUCAACCCUGCCUCCCCCAAACUUCCCCUGGACACCUGCUCUCCAGAUGUGUCAGACGGGGAUAACUCCAGUCCAUACGGAGAGAUGGGUACCUUCCUGCUGUUCCCAGGCUCCUACAGUGAUGACGGAGAGAUGGAGGAGGAGGAGAGGAUGAUCCCAGCCUCUCUGCUUAACUUUCCCCUCCACACCAGCCUCCUCUUUCAGGCAGACUCCAUGGAGAUCACUCUCUUCCCCACAGAGGAGGGGAAUGAGGGAGGAGAGGGAAACGACAGGAACGAAGGGAACGAUGUGGAUGCAUACGCGGCCGGAGAGGAGGAGGGGGACGUGGAGGAUGAUGAUGAAGAUGAUGAUGAGGAAGAAGUGGAGGCUAAGGUAGAGAUAGAUGAGGCUACGGUAGAAAUAGCGAUAGAGGAAGAGGUUGAUGAAGAGGAGGGUGAGGAUGUUGAGGAAGAGGAGGAGGAGGGUGAGGGUAAGGCUGUAAAUGACCCAGCUGAAGAGGACAACUCGGCCUCCUUCCUUCAUUCACUGUCAGAGACUUCCAUCAACGAAGGUCUGGAUGAGUCCUUCUGUUUCCAUGAUGACACUGACGACUCACUAGACUCCGCCUCUUAUAAUGGUGAAGAGGAUGAGCGGCUGUACAGCACAGAGAGACAUGCUGAACCACCCACAGGACCACCCACAGAAUCACACCAAGCCAAAUCUCAGCCUGAAACUAGACCAGAGCACCACAGCACUGAACUGUCUCAGUCCCAGCGCAGACCUAGCCUAAUCAAUCCCCGAGGAGACAAAGAGCCCCGGCCUGAACCACCACAACCACAACCUGCACUUGCACCUGCCCAACUUGCGGAAUCAGCCCACCCCAAGUCCUCGAACAUCGGCAGUGGGAGUGAAAUGGAGACCUCCUCAGAGUUCUCUGACCCUCCUGUCCCCACUCCUUCUCAGGAGAGCCCUUCUGUCUCUACCCUUACCCCUAAACCUUCUACAACCCCUUACCCUGCCUCGAUUACCCCAAAGACUACCCCUGCUACCGUGUCAACCCCUAAAACCAAGCCUGCAUCUCUCUCUAACCCCAACACUAACUUUGCACCUGCCCCUAAUGCUAAAGCUGCUACUGUCUGUACCACUAACACUAACCCUGCUACAGCCUCAACCCCACAAAAUAACUCUGCUACUGCCUCCACCCCCAAAACUAACCCUGCUACUGUUUGUACACUUGAAAUGAACCCUGCUACGGUCUCUACCCCUAACACUAACAGUGCUCUUGCCCCUAACGCAAAAUCUCCUACGGCCUGUACCACUAACACCAACCCUGCUACAGCCUCAACCCCCAAAACUACCCCAGGUACAUGCUCUACCCCAAACCCUACUGUUACUCCUAACACUAACCCUGCUGCUACAAUCGAGGAGACAGCGUCCCACAGCAAUCCUGUCACCCUGGCAACCCUGCCAUCCCAUAACAGCCCUGUGACCCUGGCAACAGAAGCAGGGCAAGCCAAAGCAGCUGCAGAGGAAGUACAGGCUGGUACGGUGAGAGAGGAGGACAAAAGGAGCGGUGAAAAGAGAGAGAAAGACAAACAGAGCAGUGGGGAGAGAGGAAAGGACAAACAGAGCAGUGGGGAGAGAGGAAAGGACAAACAGAGCGGUGGGGAGAGAGGAAAGGACAAACAGAGCAGUGGGGAGAGAGGAAAGGACAAACAGAGCAGUGGGGAGAGAGGAAAGGACAAACAGAGCGGUGGGGAGAGAGGAAAGGACAAACAGAGCAGUGGGGAGAGAGGGAAGGACAAACAGAGCAGUGGGGAGAGAGGGAAGGACAAACAGAGCAGUGGGGAGAGAGGAAAGGACAAACAGAGCAGUGGGGAGAGAGGGAAGGACAAACAGAGCAGUGGGGAGAGAGGGAAGGACAAACAGAGCAGUGGGGAGAGAGGGAAGGACAAACAGAGGGGUGCAGAGAGAGAGAAGGAUGAACAGAGUACAGAGACUUCAGAUGAGGAUCACACAGAGCAGACAGACAGAGACUCGUUCAAACUACUCAUUAAGCCACACCCCUCUAAGUCAGACACACCCCGGCCUAAACAGAAGACCUCUGAGCCCCGUAAGCCACUCCCACGUGUGUUUGGGGUGGCAGCGGCUUCAAUCCGGUCCAAACCGCUUCUGGUGUCAGUGAUGGAACUGGACCAGAAGAAUGAGAACAGCAGCGCUGAAGGUGUGGACUCCCAUCAGGUCCUCGAAGGGACCACUGCCACCAAUGACCUGAACAAGGGGGUCCCUCUGCUCUCGUACCCGAAAGAGCCUAACCCCAGCAACAUCCCUGUCUCCUCCUGCCCUGAGAGCUCACCUGACCUGGCUGACAACCUGUCCCUGACCCCUGACAUCUGCCCAUGUGACCCCGCCCAGGAGAACCUGAGGGAGAACACCCUGAGCACUGAGGAUGGGGGCCCUGUGGCCCUGGGCUCUCCUCACACACCCCUGGCUGUCUCUCCCAAGAGGGAGAACUCAGAGACAGAUGCCGGAGGGAGGAGGGGGGUUGGGGGCUGGGGGGCAGGGGAGGCCCAAUCUCUCUCUCUGGGGCAGGGCUGUGGGUUGGAGGCACAGAGCCUGUUACUGUGUGAGGUGGAGGGGCAUGCUGUUGGACAGACAAUUGGACAGACGAUUGGACAGACACUCUCCGGGCUGCCCAAUGUCGGCACAGACGAGGAUGAGGUGGAUGAUAUAAUGGGGGACGAAGAAGACAACAACAGCCUGUGUGGUCGGCCAGACAAGAUGGCAGAUGUUGAGCUUGUGGGAGAGGGAGUGCCAGAGUCCAACCUGUCCAGCUGGAGGUCCAUCGAGGAGAUAUCAGAGGCAGGGGGAGGAGAGGACGGAAGCUCCCAAUUCCCAGAGGAUGAUGUCAGCAACCUGCAGAGUCGCCCAGAAAACAAGGUGCAGGAAAACCACAACAAUGACUCAGUGUUCCUAUCCUCUGGAAUGCCAACCUGUGUGACUCUGAAUGCCCUGUCAGAGGAGGUGAGACACCAGAGCCAGAGUGUGAGUCUGAGGGCGUCCCUCUCAAACAUACCACUCACAGAGGUGAGACCACAGGCUGCUGCAGCCUCCGAUAGGCCAACAACAUCAAUGGACAGCUCAACACACCAAUCAAACAUAAGACAAUCUUCCUCGUCCAUGGAAAGCCCUGGGCGUGUCUCACCACCAGGGGGUAAACCACAGACCGUUUCAGACCAGAGCUCUGGUUCAGUAGAGGCAGCCAUUUCCAGGCCCAACAGUAACACAGAUAUUAACCCAGCAGUCAAAAAGGCAGACCAUGCUAUUUCUCUGCUGGGUGGGGCAUUUGGAUCCUUCAGUCAUAAAAUCAGACCAAGCAACUCCAAGUUAGGCAGACUGCCCCAAGAAACUUCCCCAUCAACGAGGAAAGACACAGUAGAGAAGGUCCAAGUUUCCCAAGAAACUUCCCCAUCAGUGAGCAAAGUCACAGUAGAGAAGGUCCAAGUCUCCCAAGAAUUGUCCCUAUCAGUGGGCAAAGACACGGUAAAGAAUGUCCACGUUUCCCAAGAAUUCUUCCUGUCAUUGGGCAAAGACACAGUAGAGAAGGUCCAAGUUUUUCACGAAACUUCCCCAUCAAUGAGUAAAGACACAGUAGAGAAGGUCCAAGUUUCCCAAGAAACUUCCCCAUCAGUGAGCAAAGUCACAGUAGAGAAGGUCCAAGUCUCCCAAGAAUUGUCCCUAUCAGUGGGCAAAGACACGGUAAAGAAUGUCCACGUUUCCCAAGAAUUCUUCCUGUCAUUGGGCAAAGACACAGUAGAGAAGGUCCAAGUUUUUCACGAAACUUCCCCAUCAAUGAGUAAAGACACAGAAGAGAAGUUUCAAGUUUCCCAAGAAAUUUCCCCAUCAAUGAGCAAAGACACAGUAGAGAAAGUACAAUUUUCCCAAGAAUGUUCCCCAUCAGUGAGCAAAAACAUAGUAGAGAAUGUCCAAGUCUCCCAAGAAACUUCCCUAUGGGUGGGCAAAAACACAGUAGAGAAGGUCCAAGUAUUCCAAGAACCAUCCCUAUCAGUAGGCAAAAACACGGUAGAGAAAGUCGAAGUUUCCCAAGAAAUUUCCCCAUCAAUGAGCAAAGAGAUAGUAGAGAAAGUACAAUUUUCCCAAGAAUGUUCUCCAUCAGUGAGCAAAAACAUAGUAGAAAAUGUCCAAGUCACCCAAGAAACUUCCCCAUCAGUGGGCAAAGACACAGUAGAGAAGGUCAACAUUUCCCAAGAAACUUCCCCAUCAGUGAGCAAAGACACAGUAGAGAAGGUCCAAGUAUUCCAAGAACCAUCCCUAUCAGUAGGCAAAGACACGGUAGAGAAGGUCAAAGUUUCCCAAGAAAUUUCCCCAUCAAUGAGCAAAGAGAUAGUAGAGAAAGUACAAUUUCCCCAAGAAUGUUCCCCAUCAGUGAGCAAAAACAUAGUAGAAAAUGUCCAAGUCUCCCAAGAAACUUCCCCAUCAGUGGGCAAAGACACAGUAGAGGAGGUCGACAUUUCCCAAGAAACUUCCCCAUCAGUGAGCAAAGACACAGUAGAGAAGAGCCAAGUAUCCCAAGAAUCGGCCCUAUCAGUUGGCAAAGACACAGUAGAGAAGGUACAAUUAUUCCAAGAAUCAGCCCUAUUAGGGGGCAAAGACACACUAGAGGAGGUCCAAGUUUUCAAAGAAACUCCCCCAUCAGUGGGCAACGACACAGUAGAGAAGGUCAAAGUUUCCCAAGAAACUUCCCCAUCAGUGAGCAAAGACACAGUGGAGAAGGUCCAAGUUGUCCAAGAAUCUUCCCUAUCCCUAUCAGUGGGCAAAGACACGGUAGAAAGUGUGAAAAAACUCUGUUCCCAGCCUCAGCCAGAGGAGACAGAACCACAGACGAUGAGCCAAAGAGAGGGUGGUGGCGGUCAGACGACUGAUAGGCACAUUGACCAACCAAAGACGAGCGUGGCCUUAGAAGGGCAGGAGAGCAGUGUUUGUAUCUCAGGGGAAAGUGAGGUGGAGGAGAGAGCAGAGGAGAGAUUCUCUCCAACAGAAAGUAUUCCAGAACCUGCACAGCGACAGACACCUGAGGGAGAGCUGAGCACAGAGAAAGCCAUCACUCCUCCUCAGCCAGAGAGGAGAGGGAAGCAGAGAAAGCAGAGCAGAGACAGACCCAGUCAGCUGCGCAGACAAUCUACAUCAGGCCCUGGGUCUACUGAUCAACCACAGAAACCGUCUCUCGCUACCAAGACCCUAGCAGACACCUCCCCACCAGGGAAACAAAAGAAUACGAACAUGAGGAGACAAAAAUCUGUUGCAGAUACCAGACAGAGGAAACCUGUGAAGGGCAAACCUGAAGCAGAGUCCGGGAGGAGAGGGGAAAACAGAAACGUCUCCGUUGCCCCGACUCCCCCUAGUCCUACCAACCUCUGCCCUAUAGCUCCCACUCUCCUAGUCAACCAGGAAGUGAACACGGAAGUGCACCAGAUAAUGCUUGAUAACAGGCCGCUGCCUGGCUGCCAGACAGAAAGCAGGAAGGAUAUCAACGAUAACAAUGUGGGGAGUGGCCAUGCCUCCCCUACAGAACAGAAUAGGUCCUCUUCUCCUCCACCUCUUCCCUCCUCCUCUCCUCCUCACCUCUCAUUCUCUCCUCUUUCCUCAUCUCCCCCACCUCUUCCCUCCUCCUCUCCUCCUCCUCUCUCCCUCUCUACUCUCUCCUCCUCUCCUCCCCCCAGUUCCUUCGCGAUGCCGCCAGAUGAGAACCUCCCCACCCCCAUACAGGAGUCCCAGCCUCUCGUCACCCCACUCCUAGACACCCAGCCUCAAUCAAUCAAUGUUCAGGCAGCCUCUGCAACCCUUUCUACUACCCCUAACGCCCUUCCUAAGCACCCCCCUAUACCCACCGAAAGUGUCCCUAUGUCCCCUAACCCCUCCUCAUUUCCAUCUCCACCCACGUCAGCCCUGGCCUCAACCCCCAGCUUUACCCAGCCCACCCAGGAGUCUCUGCCACGGCUGGAGGCUCCAACCACAAUGCCUGUCCUAGGCAUCCGCAGGCAGGUCCAGCCCCAACCAAACCUCCUCACCAAGCCCAACAGACAGGUCAAGACAGAUGGGAUGGAUACAGACAGUGAUGACGAUGCCACUGCUGUUCCUCUACGACAUCACAUGACUCAGCCCAGGGGGAUUGUGGGAAACCCUUCUCAUAAAGAGUCUGGCUCCUCCAAUCAGCGAGAGAUACUGCUUCACUCCUCCUGCCAAACAACCGAGAGACAGACAGACUGUCCAAUCAGCCACAAGGAUUCACAGGAGUUGGACCUGUCCUUCAAAUACAACUUGGGCUCCUGCAAUGAGUCCGAGAGUGACGGAUCAGUGCCAGAGUUGGAAGAACCAGAGGGGGUGCCACUGAGAUCCUCAGAACCCCAGCCCAUCUCUCCUGCUGAUGAGGGGAUUAACAGACCUAAGCAGAGCCGCAGUGAGAAGAAGGCCCGCAAGGCCAUGGGUAAGCUGGGCUUGCGGCCGGUCCACGGUGUGACCAGGAUCACUAUAAGGAAGUCGAAGAGCAUCUUGUUUGUCAUCAGCAGACCUGACGUCUUCAAGAGCCCCGCGUCAGACAUCUACAUCGUCUUUGGAGAGGCCAAGAUAGAGGACCUGUCUCAACAGGUGCACAAGGCAGCGGCAGAGAAGUUUAAGGUCCCGGUGGAGCCCUCCCCCCUGGCGCCACCUGCACCACCCAGCCUCACCAUCAAGGAAGAGAGCGAGGAGGAGGAGGUGGACGAGGGAGGUUUGGAGCAGAGGGAUAUAGAGCUGGUGAUGGCCCAGGCUAACGUGUCCCGCUCUAAAGCUGUCCACGCCCUCAGACACAACACCAACGACAUCGUUAACGCUAUCAUGGAACUGACAAUGUGAGAGGACCCCCACCAAGCAUAAAUGCCACAGUCACAUCUGUAUCGCUGCUAUGUUGCAUUCUCCUUACCUGCUAAUAAACAGUCUGUUAUAACUACA
Messenger RNA from Oncorhynchus kisutch (coho salmon), 8926 nucleotides. RefSeq names its product microtubule-associated protein futsch-like. The transcript is spliced from 10 exons. NCBI's taxonomy places the organism in Eukaryota, Metazoa, Chordata, Actinopteri, Salmoniformes, Salmonidae. Gene Ontology annotation, cellular component: nascent polypeptide-associated complex. The record is from RefSeq and is a predicted model, not a curated record. Bases 206 to 8830 code for a protein of 2874 amino acids.